Molecule: messenger RNA, 1051 nt
Organism: Neolamprologus brichardi
Lineage: Eukaryota; Metazoa; Chordata; Actinopteri; Cichliformes; Cichlidae
Source: RefSeq, a predicted model, not a curated record
AUGAAGUUUCUCCUUGGCCCUCACAUCUUGAAGUGUCAGUUGUUAGUGUUGGUUCAGUGUGAAGAAAUGAAACUUUUAUUAAGUGAUCUGCUGUUUUCCUGUAUAUGCAUCCUCUCUUGGGGUGUUUCAUCAAGCACAUUUGUUGUGACACAGAGUCCUGAUGUUUCUGUCAGGGUGGGAGAGACAGUAAACAUCACCUGCUGCUGGCCAGGGAAAUUUGAAAGAGUUGGAGUGAACUGGCUGAAAAAUCAAACAGUAAUUAAGAAAGAGACCAACUUGAAUCAAUCUCAAGAAAAGAGAUGUUCAUCUUUGAAUAUCUCAAAUAUCAGAACAGAGCAUUCAGGGACGUACAUCUGCAAGGUGACUGUGGAGAUACCAUCUUUAACUGAGGCUAAAGGAAAUGGGACAGUCAUCACAGUCAAGACAGUCAACGAUACUGGGAACAACUGGCAAAGUGCACAAGAUCCUGGGAAUCCAACCAAACCAACCAACGUGAUCAUUUCCCUGGCUGUAGUGGUUCCUUUGCUCCUCAUCACACUCAUCUGUUACUGCACUCUGCGAAGAAAACAAGCACUAGCAGCCCGAGUCAUCUACGAGGUUCCCCACAUAGACUCCGAGAUGGCAGAUGCGGACAAAGACAGCACAAGCUCGUCCAGAGGCUCGUCUCAGUGGCGUCAAGUGCCUCUGUAUGAAUCCUUCUAUUUCGAGCAUGUGGAUCCCAAAGAAAGUAAAUGAUGAGUGUCGGCUCCGGAGUUUUCUUGUGUACUUUCUGUCCUGUAUAUAGCAUUUUUUCAUUUUACAUAUUUGCAUGAUUGCAAAACCCCCAUAUAUGGUUGUAAAUAUGUAUGUAUUUUUCUAUAAACUACAUCUUAAUUAAAAUUAAUUUCAGUAAAGGAGAAAGUGAUGGGGCGUUAGUCCCAUAAAGCCUGAAUCACAAAAUAAUAAUAUGUUUAUGUGUUUAAUUAACCUUCUGACAAAUAAAAAAAUGAAAUAAGUGAUGAAUUUGCAUAGUGUUUUAAUUUGUGGCAUCUUUCACAUUCAGGAUUUUUGU